Molecule: messenger RNA, 1632 nt
Organism: Prunus armeniaca (apricot)
Lineage: Eukaryota; Viridiplantae; Streptophyta; Magnoliopsida; Rosales; Rosaceae
Source: the annotation of a GenBank genome assembly
AUGAAAGAAGACCAACACCAACACCAAGAAGCCACCGCCACCGGCGACAGUGCAAAGCGAAAGCUGGAAGACAGCAGUUUCAGCAUCGAACUGGCCAAACAGAAAGCUCAGGAAAUCGCCGCCCGACUCGUCAGCGACGCCGAGUCAAAGCGCCCUCGACUCGAAGAGGAGCCUUUCCAGCCUAGCCCCGUCUUCAACCCUCCUCCCUACCCUGUUUCUUUUACCGCGCAAUCAGGCCAGUCUUAUGGUUCUCCAGGCACAAGCAAGAAAAUAACUAUACCAAAUGGGAAGGUUGGGGUAAUUAUUGGAAAAGGAGGAGAAACGAUAAAACAGCUGCAACUUCAGUCAGGGGCCAAAAUCCAGAUAACCAGGGAUUCAGAAGCUGAUCUUAGUUCUCUAACUAGGGAUGUGGACUUGACGGGUACGUCUGAACAGAUCAGUAGGGCAGAACAACUUAUCAGUGAUGUCAUAGCAGAGGCAGAUGCAGGGGGCUCUGCUCCUCCCUCUACAAAUCAGGGAUUCAACUCAAUCCAACCUGGAACAGAACAGUUUGUCAUGAAAGUUCCCAAUAAUAAGGUUGCUUUAAUUAUUGGCAAGGGAGGUGAGACUAUCAGGAAUAUGCAAAGCAAGUCAGGAGCUCGUAUUCAGGUUGUACCACUGCACCUUCCUCCUGGUGAUAUGUCAGCUGAGAGAUCAGUAUAUAUAAAUGGAGUGACAGAGCAAAUUGAGGCAGCCAAGGAAUUGGUCAACGAAGUAAUCAGUGGGAAGCGUUUAGUAAAUACCUCUGGAACCAAUAGCUAUAUGCAGCAGUCUUACGCCCCUCCUGGUAAUUGGGCCCCACCAGGACAAGCUCCAAUUCAGCAACAGCAGCCUCAUUAUGGGUACACACAACCAGGAAGCUAUGCACCUCCUGCCUCGUACUAUGGUAACUAUCCUACCCAGGUUGCAGGUUGGGAUCAGUCAAACCAAGUACCCAGCUCUCAACCACCACAAGAAAGCAGUGCAUAUAAUUACUAUGGACAACAACCUCCGAUGGGGCCAGCUCCCCCAAAUCCUAGCUACAACUACAACCAGACACCCCCUGUCGCCAGCCAUGGUUAUGAUCAGGGUUACACUCAGCAGCCACCAAGUUAUGGACAAAACAUCUCUAGUCAAGCUCCAGGGUCUGAUCAGCAGCAACAAUAUGCAACUUCAGGAUAUGGGCCACCAGCAGUGCCAUCCAGUGUAGAUGGAAGCGCUUCCUCUCAAAGUACUCAGCCAUCAGCUGCUUAUCCAGUUCCAUACAGCCAGCCACCGGCCAACUCUCAAGCUGGGUAUUGGCAACCACAUACUCAAACGGGCUAUUACCAAACAAGUUAUGGAGGGCAGCAGGCGGUCGAAGACCCUUCUGCAGCAUCUCAGUCAGCAGUAUAUGGACAAGGUGGGUAUCCUCAGCCAGACCCUUCCCAUUAUGGCCAAGCAGUGAAUCCACCUGUCAAUGGAGAGUCACAGCAUCAGCCACAACACCAGUCACAGCCACCGACCAAUGGAUAUGUGGAUCCAUCAGGUUAUGCAGCUGAAAAAACUGGUGAGAGGAAUUUGGAGGAAGAUCGCUCAGCCCCUGCAGCAGAAACUGUUGGUUCUGAAAGCUGA